This is a messenger RNA of Solanum dulcamara, 1933 nucleotides long. Its product is annotated as amino-acid permease BAT1 homolog. The coding region runs from base 297 to 1844 and encodes 515 amino acids. Gene Ontology annotation, biological process: gamma-aminobutyric acid transport; transmembrane transport. The record is from RefSeq and is a predicted model, not a curated record. Lineage: Eukaryota; Viridiplantae; Streptophyta; Magnoliopsida; Solanales; Solanaceae. Gene Ontology annotation, molecular function: L-glutamate transmembrane transporter activity; gamma-aminobutyric acid transmembrane transporter activity; L-lysine transmembrane transporter activity. The transcript has 8 exons. Gene Ontology annotation, cellular component: membrane.
UUCCAAUAAUUCAGAUUUUUGUAAUCUUUGAAAUGCAAUUAUCAUGAGCUUUUACUACUAAUAUAAUACAGUCCCAUGUUCCAAUUGCUUUCCUUGACCAUACUCUGCUCUUUUCACUCCACAAAAAUCCAUUAAAAUACCACCAAAUAAUACAAAUAAAAACAAUCAAUCAAUCAUUUUGCACAAAGUUCUGAUUUUUUCAUGUGAGUCUACAAUCUUUGUGGAAAGUCAGCCAUUUACAGUGAAGAAAAAAGGAAUUUCAACAAAGCAAAGUUGCAGAGGAGAAAAAAUCAAGAAUGGGUUUUGAAGAAGAAAUUGAUUCAGGACAUGCACGUUUACAGGAACUUGGAUACAAACAAGAACUCAAACGAGACCUUUCGGUGUUGUCGAAUUUUGCGUUUUCGUUUUCUGUUGUAUCAGUGCUUACUGGUUUGAAUACAUUGAUGGGUACUGGUUUGAAUUUUGGUGGACCUAUUAGUUAUGUUUAUGGAUGGCUAAUUGCUGGUGCAUUCACACUGUUUGUUGGAAUGUCAAUGGCUGAGAUUUGUUCUUCUUAUCCAACUUCUGGGGGUCUUUAUUAUUGGAGUGCUAAGCUUGCUGGUCCAAGCUGGGCACCUUUUGCUUCUUGGAUCACUGGCUGGUUCAACAUUGUUGGUCAGUGGGCUGUCACAACAAGUGUAGAUUUUUCAUUGGCUGAGUUAGUUCAGGUGAUAAUUCUUCUUAGCACUGGUGGAUUAAAUGGUGGCGGAUAUCAGGCCUCCAAAUAUGUGGUUAUCGCCCUCCAUGGUGGAAUUCUGUUUUUACAUGCUUUAUUAAACAGUCUUCCGAUCUCAUGGUUGUCCUUCAUUGGACAACUAGCUGCUGCUUGGAAUGUUUUAGGUGUCUUUCUUCUUAUGAUUUUAAUCCCACUGGUCGCAACAGAAAGAGCUAGUGCUAAAUUUGUGUUUACUAACUUCAAUACUGACAAUGAGGAUGGAAUCAACAAUAAAUUCUACAUCUUCGUCCUGGGACUUCUCAUGAGCCAGUAUACAUUGACAGGUUAUGAUGCUUCUGCCCAUAUGACGGAAGAAACCAAAAAUGCAGAUAAGAACGGGCCAAAAGGAAUUGUAAGUGCUAUUGGCAUAUCAGUUCUUGCUGGCUGGGCUUACAUACUUGGUAUAACGUUUGCAGUUACAGAUAUCCCGCAUCUGUUGAAUAAAAACAAUGAUUCUGGCGGCUAUGCUAUUGCUCAAAUUUUUUAUGACGUAUUCAAGAGUAGAUAUGGCAGUGGUGUUGGUGGAAUUGUUUGCUUAGGUGUCAUUGCUGUUGCGGUAUUCUUUUGUGGCAUGAGCUCACUAACUAGCAACUCGAGGAUGGCUUAUGCAUUCUCCCGAGAUGGAGCAAUGCCAUAUUCGUCGUUCUGGCAUAAAGUAAACAAGCAGGAGGUUCCGCUAAAUGCAGUCUGGACUUCAGCCUUUAUAGCAUUUUGCAUGGCAUUGACGUCUCUCGGAAGCUUGGUAGCAUUUCAAGCCAUGACAUCGAUAGCAACAAUUGGGCUUUACAUUGCUUAUGCCUUGCCAAUCCUGUUUCGAGUGACUCUAGCUCGAAAAUCUUUCACUCCAGGUCCUUUUAACUUGGGAAGCUACGGGCUCGUUGUAGGUUGGGUUGCAAUACUUUGGGUCGCGCUCAUCUCCGUGCUCUUCUCUUUGCCUGUUGCCUAUCCUAUUACAGAUCAAACUCUCAACUAUACUCCAGUCGCGGUCGGUGGCCUUGUCAUUCUUGUUGUUUCUUCAUGGAUCUUCAGUGCUAGGCAUUGGUUUAAAGGUCCUAUUACCAAUAUAGGUAACUCUAGUGAGGAACCAUAAGAAGUAUAGAGAAUUCUUUGUAGUUAGACAAUGUUGAUGUGUAUGAUUAUCUUUCGAUUUAUAGAGGCAGAUUCAAAAUUUGAACUUUA